Molecule: messenger RNA, 1985 nt
Organism: Hyla sarda
Lineage: Eukaryota; Metazoa; Chordata; Amphibia; Anura; Hylidae
Gene: FADD
Product: Fas associated via death domain
Exons: 2
Coding region: 243-818 (191 amino acids)
Biological process (GO): regulation of apoptotic process; signal transduction
Molecular function (GO): protein binding
Source: RefSeq, a predicted model, not a curated record
UCAGCUAUAACUUCUCUAUGACUUCCUGCUCUACAAUUUUAGGACUGGACGUUACCAACCAGGAAACCAAGGGUUGUGUACCUGCGGUUUAUCUUCUAGAUUGUUCGUCCUACCUCUCUAUGGCUCUGCACUGAGGUAUCGGGCUCAUUAUACUACUAUACUGGAACAUAUAGGAAGCAUUACUGCAAAGUGAAAGCAAAAGUAAAACAUCGGAGAAGCCCAUCCUGGGGACACCGGCCGCAAUGGAGAGAGUAGACAAAUGCUCCGUCCUGUUGUUAAGAAUAUCUGAGAAACUGAACAAUGAGGAACUAGAGGGCAUGAAGUUUCUUUGCCAGAAACAAAUAGUCAAAAAGAAAAUGGAGACGAUCACCAGCCCCAUACAUCUGUUCAGGCACCUGAAGGAGCUGACCGAGAUCUCGGAGGACGAUCUCGGUUUUUUGGUCGUGUUAUUGAACACCAUCAAUCGUCCGGAUCUCGCUCAAGAGGUAGAACGUUUCCACAGUCCACCAUCCAGGGUCGAGGCAGGAGAAAGAGAUCAUCUGGACCAGGCCUUUGACAUUAUAUGUGAUAAUGUUGGGAGAGACUGGAAGAAGCUGAUCCGGUCACUUGGUGUAUCAGAGUCAACUAUAGAACAAGUUGUUUAUGCGAACCCCAACAAUAUGCGGGAACAACUGCAACAAUGUCUGAACGAGUGGAAGAAGAAGAGGAAAGAUGGCGCCACUAUAUCGGUCCUGGUAAAAGCCUUAGAGAACUGCAGAAUGAGACUGGUGUCAGAGAGAAUAACAGAGGCCAUCAACCUCAGUCAUGGGGCAUCAUAGAAGAAGUGACCACCACCUCCAAAUCCUGAUGUUUGUUAUGUCAUUGUUCCCCAACCUGUGGCUCUCCCAGUGUUACAAAAACUACAAAGAUUGUAGAUUAUAAACUUAUGGCAAGCCAGCGGUUGUGGAACACUGGAGCGUGUAUUGUCAUAGAACAAGCUGCUGGACUAUUAAAGGAGUACUCCGAUAAAAAUGUACAUGUAUCCCCUAUCCUAAGGGUAGGGGAUGUGUCUGAUCAUGGGAGCGGGGCGGAUUUGGUCUGACCCCUGGGACCCCCCAGAAAUCUCCCGCACGGUGCCCCGGCUCUCCUUCUGAAUGACCAACAUGCCCCCUCCAUGUUUCUCUAUGGUAGAGCCCAAGCGCUGAAAUUUGGAAAUCUUGACCUCUCGCAUAGAGAUGAAUGGAGGGAGUGCCUUGGUCACUGCUUUGGGGGUGGUCGACUCGCCACAUUCAGAAUAUUGAGCCGGAGCACCGUGCGGGAGAUUCCUUAUCCCCUAUUCUUAGGACAGGAGAUACAUUGUUCUAUGCCGGAGUACCACUUUGAUUAUUUUUUCUGCCCUUUUUGCAGCUGCCAUUAGGAGGAGCUCACAGCAUAUACAGCUUUAUGGCGCUCCCAUUGAGGUCGAUAUUAUUUUAUACAACCAUUUGCAGUUAGCUCCUCCUAGUGGUGGCCAUGUGCAGCACAGAUUAUAUCAUUUAUCAUGUUAAAAAGAAGAAAAAAAAAUAUCAUCCAUAUACUGAUCUGUUAUGACAGGAACCUGCACAGAAUCAUGGAUCUAAAAAUGUAAUGGAGGACAUUAACCCUUAUGGCACCAUCCCCAGUUUUGGUUUGCACUUCUUAUCCCUGAUAUAUUAAAAAAAUUAAAAUAAAUACUUAAUGUAUAAUGUACCAAGAAAAAUUUGACAAAAUUUGUGGGCUAAAAAGGAAAAAUAAAAUGCAGUUCUGCUCUUAUCUCCAGUUUUUUUUUUUACGUUCCUAUCUCUGCCCUAAACUCCCUAGCCUGGGCCAAAGCACCUUUCUUUGCAUUCACUUGCAGGCAGUGGAAGAGAGAGGUGGUGUCUGGUAACUAUAAAAGAAAGUAUACUAAGCGAUUGUCUGAGCUAGUGAUUGUGAAGUAUACAAGUGAGUGUAAGUAUAAAAGUGAGAGUGACUUAAAAUUAAGAGAC